Molecule: messenger RNA, 840 nt
Organism: Mytilinidion resinicola
Lineage: Eukaryota; Fungi; Ascomycota; Dothideomycetes; Mytilinidiales; Mytilinidiaceae
Exons: 2
Coding region: 1-840 (279 amino acids)
Source: RefSeq, a predicted model, not a curated record
AUGGCUCACUCUACGCCGCUCCAGCAACACCGUGCCCUCCUGGCUGCAACCAUGCUGCCCCGGACGGUACAGACUCUCCAAGGACAGCUCGGGUACCGCUACCUUGCCGUGAUAGCCUGGGUGAUUAGCAAGAUCACCACCUUCACGAAGGAGGUCGACUUUGGCACCGAGCCUGGCUCCAUCUUGGCCUUUUCGCUGGGGUUUGGAUCCCGCAUCCCCAGAAAGCUCUGGGCUGUGUUGCCGUUAUUCCACAUUUGCUCCUACGUCCGUGGCAUUACCUUCCCGAAAUGCCUCUCUAAUAACCGGUUCAAGACUUGUGGCCUCGAUGCCUUUGGGUUCUUCUGCGGACAACUGCCCACACCAUUCCUGACUUUCCUCCACCAUGUCACCAUUUUCGUCAGGACUGGCCUCAGCCCUCUCCGGGACCGAGGCGGCUUGGGAGCGUUGAAGCAGUGCAAACGCCUGAAGUCACUCACUUUCGUGCUCGAGCCCACCCUUCCCGAGCCUUUAGAUACCGCCUGCGGGCAAUAUUUGCGAGAGAUUCUCGACGCUCUGCAGAACAUCUUCUUUGAGAGAGAACUAGUGAUAGGAGACUCCAUCGUGGCCUUGUCUAUCACUGGCUGCGUAGCGACUUUCGCGACCGAGGGACGCGUCCGGGAAGCUCUGAGCAUGCAGCCGGAGGAACGGGACCCUACUAUCUCUACCCUCAUAAUCAACUCCCUCCGCCUAAUCCUGCAAUCACAAACACGCAAUCGUUCCUUUGUAGCGGAGCGCAAGCAGGCUAUCGUCAACCGCCGCCAAUGGAUGAGUGCCAAUGGCGUCCCGUUCCCUCCACCCUGA